This is a messenger RNA of Menidia menidia (Atlantic silverside), 2081 nucleotides long. The record is from the annotation of a GenBank genome assembly. Lineage: Eukaryota; Metazoa; Chordata; Actinopteri; Atheriniformes; Atherinopsidae.
CUGCCUUUUUUUGUCGAAACAAAAAUGUCUGUGGGGGUGGAAUCCGGAUUCUCGAGUGAAGAGGUCUUAAACAGCCGCUUCCCUCUCCAUCGGGCUUGCAGGGAUGGAGACGUCGGUGCCUUGUGCUCGCUCCUUCAGUGCACCUCCAACCCGGCUGACCUCGCGGUUGAGGACACUUUCUACGGUUGGACGCCCAUACACUGGGCCGCUCAUUUCGGAAAGCUGGAAUGUGUGAUGCGCCUGGUUCAAGUUGGCUGUGCCGUGAACUCUGUCACCUCCAGGUUUGCACAGACGCCCACUCACAUUGCUGCUUUCGGGGGCCACCCUGACUGUUUGUUAUGGCUACUCCAAGCUGGUGCAGAUAUUAACAGACAGGACUAUGUGGGCGAGACGCCCAUCCACAAGGCUGCUCGUGCGGGCAGUCUGGAUUGUAUCAACGCUCUCUUGAUUCAGGGAGCGAAAGCUGACAUGAGGAAUGCCAGUGGGCUGACGGCCGCUGACCUGGCCCACGCACAAGGAUUCCAGGAGUGCGCUCAAAUUCUCGCCAAUGCCCAGAACCUCCAACAAAACAUGGCUCAGUCCCACAACGGGGCUUUUCUGAAUGGCCAGAACGGGGGCCACGCCCACCCCACCAUCCAGGGACGCAGCUUCUUGAAUGGCAUGCCCAAUAGAAAGAGGUCUUUUGAUGGCAUGGAGGCAAACCCAGGGAAGAAGCAUAGACCUAACGGCAUGUGCGUGCCACUGGAGCUGCUGAACGGGAACAGGCCACUAGGUGGCACUGGAGAAGGCCAGAUGGAGAGCAUUAACGCGGGGAUGGCGGCGACCGUGACCUCAGGUGGGCCAGGAAGCUUUGCGGUGGGGCUGAAUGGGUUUGCGCCGCCUCACGGGCCGGGGCUGAUGGACCAGUGUUCGGACGCGGGGGAGCAGGACGGCCUGAACCCCGCAGCCAAAGAGCCGGAGGUCAUCACUGUGGCGUCCAUGCAGACGCCCUGUCGCUGCACUAACUCGUACGCCUACCUGUAGGCGUAACACUUACGUUCCCAUGUGUAUUGUUUGACUUUUUUUUUUUGUUUUUUUUUGUGGCGAUUUACAUUUGAAAGGUUUGUUGCAACGCGUGUAUGAGUGCUACGUUUUAUACUUUUCCAUAUUACAGAUAAUACGUGGGCAGGUAAAAGUACUAAGAGUUUCUUUGUUAUGUAUCUAUAUAUUCAGUCCAUCCAUUGAGCAAUACACAUAACUGUCAUGCUGUUGUCAGUAUUUGUGUUGAUGACAAAACAAUGUUUUGUUUUGCACAAUUUUACGGCAGCAUUAGAACUGCAGAGGGUCGCCUGAACGUGGGAGCCUUCGACUUAUGGGAACGUCAUUAGAUUUCAGCCGCAGCUUUUCAAUAGAUGAACAAAAAGUGAUUUAAAAUGAGCUUUUGUAAAGUUAGAGGGAGUGCAGGUGCUAUUUGAUGGAGACUCAAAGCCUGAGGGAGUGGCUGUUUAUUUUCUGCAAAAAAUGGGAGCUUUUUGUGUUUUUUUUCAUUUUUAAAAAAUCAUUUUAUGCCAAAGCAUAUCCCAACAUGAAUGUAUCUUGUAAAGAAUAACCAACUUAGCAUGCAGCUUUCUGGUAGUUUUUAGGGCUCUGGUACUCACCCAGAGGUUCCUCUGUUCGCUUUUGUUUCCUGGGUGUGUAGUUUAGUUGAUGUCUGCUGUGUUAGCAGUGGACGCUGAACACAGAGUAUUCCCUGUGACUUUCAGUUUGACAGUUGUAUCUUUUACAUUCUGUAGUAACUCAUGACACUUUCCAUUUGUAAAAUAUUUCUAAACUUUGGAUAAAAAGUCUUAUUUCUUGAAUGACUUUAAAUAGUUGAACAUUGUUUGAAUUUCAUGUUUUAUACAAAGAGAAGUUCAGCUCUCUGCAUAUUGUAAUGCAGUUUUGCUCAGAUUUUUCUUUUUUUUCCCCUUUUCUUCCUCCUGGCAGAAGCUGAACAUAUAUUUGGAGCUGAACACAUUUAGCUUUGUACAUGCUGGUAAAAUCAUUAAAUGUGGAUAGAUUUUUGAAUUGGGAUUGUGUUGGCCCUUGUCUUCUUGGUGUUC